Messenger RNA from Cucurbita moschata (crookneck pumpkin), 4278 nucleotides. RefSeq names its product pentatricopeptide repeat-containing protein At5g61990, mitochondrial. The record is from RefSeq and is a predicted model, not a curated record. The coding region runs from base 370 to 3492 and encodes 1040 amino acids. The transcript has 3 exons. Gene Ontology annotation, molecular function: protein binding. Lineage: Eukaryota; Viridiplantae; Streptophyta; Magnoliopsida; Cucurbitales; Cucurbitaceae.
UUGAAAAUGCUUCAAAAAUAAUCUCCAAGAAACCCAUUCUCUCUCGAUAUUCGACGACCCAGUUCGUCUAAUGGUUCCCUCUUUCAGAAUGAAGCCUCCCUUUCUGCCAUUUUAGGGGGGAAAAGAUCCACACUUCAAUCCAUCUUCCAUGGCGUUCUUCUGUAACUUCAAUCGGGCUAUAAUGUCGUUGCCCCAAUUCACUUGGCUCAUUUAACAUGGUGCUUGUGGAUCAUUCAUCUGGGAUUUUCGUGAUUCGCUCAACCCACGAUUUAAUCGUACGUUUUCAACCCUAAACACUCCCAUCUUCUCUUUCAUUCCUUCCCCAAUCUGAUACGCUUGAUUUUGUCUAGCUUCAUAGAAACCAAGAAAAUGGCUAAUGCUAUGUGCUUGAUCCGGCAAAUGGCUGCGAUCUCGCACCCUCGUAGAAAUCUAUGUAGUUUUCCUGUCCAAAAUACCAAUUUUCCCCUUAUCGCGAAUGAUGUUUGUACCCAAUUUAUUUUCUUCUCUACCGCUCACCCAUAUGAUCACAACGACGACACCGUUCGCGAAAUCUCCACGAUUCUGAAGCUUAGCGAUUGGCAGGUCGUCUUGGACAAUCAGAAUAGUUUGAAGAAGCUAAACCCAGAAAUCGUCCGCUCUGUUUUGCAGAAGAAUGAAAUCAACGACCCUGUACGGCUUCAAAGUUUCUUCUAUUGGUCGAGUUCGAGAAUGGGCACCCCACAAAACUUGCAUUCUUAUUCAAUUCUUGCGAUUCGUCUUUGUAACUCUGGGCUUUUUCCCCGUGCCGAUAACAUGUUUGAGAAAAUGCUUGAGACCCGUAAGCCGCCAUUGGAGAUUUUGGAUUCCUUGGUUAAGUGCUAUAGAGAAUGCGGUGGAUCUAACUUGAUUGUUUUUGAUAUUUUGGUUGAUAACUUUAGGAAGUUUGGUUUUCUGAAUGAGGCCUGUAGUGUUUUUCUAGCUUCCAUUAGUGGUGGGUUCUUUCCCAGCUUGAUAUGCUGUAAUAGUUUGAUGAGGGAUUUGUUGAAGGGUAAAAUGAUGGGAUUGUUUUGGAAGGUGUAUGGUGGUAUGGUGGAGGCCAAGAUAGUCCCUGAUGUUUAUACAUACACCAAUGUGAUCAAUGCACAUUGUAAAGUUGGUGAUGUUAUGAAGGGUAGGAUGGUUCUCUCUGAGAUGGAGGAGAAGGGAUGUAAACCUAAUUUGGUCACCUACAAUGUAGUUAUUGGGGGUCUAUGUCGGACCGGAGAUGUCAAUGAAGCUUUAGAGGUAAAGAAGUUGAUGAUGGAGAAGGGGUUGGUUCCGGAUGGCUUUACUUAUUCUAUACUCAUUGAUGGGUUUUGCAAACAGAAGAGAUCAGAAGAAGCAAAAUUGAUAUUGGAAAGUAUGCUUGGUUCAGGUUUAAAUCCUAACCAUAUUACCUACACUGCUUUGAUUGAUGGGUUCAUGAAACAAGGGAAUAUUGAAGAGGCAUUAAGGAUCAAAGACGAGAUGGUCACUCGGGGACUUAAGUUGAACAUUGUAACUUAUAACACAUUGAUCAGGGGCAUUGCUAAGGCUGGUGAGAUGGAGAAAGCAAUGGCUCUUGUUAAUGAGAUGUUUAUAACUGGCAUAGAAUUGGAUACUCAGACCUACGACUUGUUAAUUGAUGGAUAUUUGAAAUCUCACAAUAAGGACAAAGCUUAUGAGCUACUAGCUGAGAUGAAAGCAAGGAAUUUGAUGCCAUCGUUGUACACUUAUAGCGUGCUUAUUAAUGGUCUAUGUCGUUCCCGUGAGCUGCCAAAGGCUAAUGAAGUUUUGGAGCACAUGAUCAGCCACGGAGUGAAACCGAAUGCUGUUAUAUAUGCUACCCUGAUCAAUGCUAAUGUCCAAGAAAGUAGAUAUGAAGGUGCAAAAGAAGUACUAAAAGGGAUGGUAAAAAAUGGGGUCGUACCGGAUUUAUUUUGCUAUAAUUCUCUUAUAAUUGGUCUUUGCAGGGCAAAAAGGGUGGAAGAAGCUAAAAUGAUGUUUGUUGAAAUGGGUGAGAAAGGAAUAAAGCCCAAUGCAUAUACUUACGGAGCAUUUAUUCAUUUAUAUUGUAAAACAGGUGAAAUCCAAGUAGCAGAGAGGUAUUUCCAAGACAUGUUAUCUUCACGUAUAGUUCCUAACAAUAUAAUCUAUACUGCACUGAUUGAUGGGCAUUGCAAUGUCGGAAACACAGUAGAAGCUUUGUCAACUUUCAAGUGCAUGCUCGAGAAAGGAUUGAUUCCUGAUGUUCAAACAUACGGUGCACUGAUUCACGGUCUCUCCAAGAAUGGGAAAACCGAAGAAGCAAUGGUGGUUUUCUCUGAAUACCUCGACAAGGGCUUGGUGCCGGACGUUUUUAUAUACAACUCUCUUAUAUCUGGUUUCUGCAAGAAAGGUGAAAUUGAGAAGGCAUCCCAACUUUAUGAAGAGAUGCUUCUCAAGGGACCUAAUCCCAACAUUGUCAUAUACAAUACCCUGAUUAACGGACUGUGCAAGCUUGGUGAGAUAAAGGAUGCAAGGGAACUUUUUGACAAAAUUGAAGGAAAAGGUUUGGUCCCUAAUGUUGUGACUUAUUCAAUAAUCAUAGAUGGAUAUUGCAAAUCUGGAAACUUAACUGAGGCGUUUAACCUGUUCGAUGAGAUGAUAUCAAAAGGAGUUCCUCUUGACCGUCACAUCUACUGUAUCCUCAUUGAUGGUUGCUGCAAGCAAGGAAAUUUGGAGAAGGCACUUUCGUUAUUUCACGAAGCACUGCAGAAAAGUGUUGCUUCCCCUUCUGCUUUCAACUCUUUGAUCGAUGGUUUCUGCAAACUGGGAAAGUUGAUUGAAGCUAGGGAGUUGUUCGAUGAUACGGUUGAUAAACAUGUGACACCGAAUAGUGUGACGUACACAAUUCUGGUCGAUGCAUACAGCAAAGCAGAAAUGAUGGAGGAGGCAGAGCAGCUUUUUCUAGAUAUGGGAACUAAAAAUAUCAUGCCAAAUACUCUUACGUAUACUUCUCUUUUACUCGGUUAUAAUCGGAUAGGACACAGAAUUAAGAUGAUUUCUUUGUUCAAGGAUAUGGAAGCUAGGGGAAUUGCUUGUGAUGCAAUUACCUACGGUGUGAUGGCUGAUGUCUACUGCAAGGAAGGAAAUUCUCUUGAAGCCUUAAAGCUGCUCGACAAAAGCUUGGUUGAGGGUAUAAAGUUGGAUGGUGAUGUGUUUGAUGCAUUAAUAUUUCACUUAUGCAAUGAAGGAAAAAAUUCUACUAUGCUGAAGCUACUCGGUGAAAUGGCCGAAAAGAAACUCGCUCUUACCUCUACUACAUGUACUGCUCUGUUGAUUGGUUUUUACAAGGCAGGUAAUGAAGACAAAGCUUUAGAGGUUCUUGACAUUAUGCAAAGGUUGGGGUGGGUUCCAGAUUCUUUAAACGUAGUUGAUUUAGUAAAUGCUAGGAAAAACGAUAUGAAUUCUGAAAGCUUCCCAAGUGAUGCAAUGCAAGUAGGGUCGGUGUAGUCCGAUUCGCACUGUCGUUUGGCUACUAUCUGGCCUGGCAUAAUCUGCAUAUGAUGAUGUGAAAUGUCUGGUCGUAAAAAGGAUGAGCCUCUGUUUUGCAAUGUACGAUCUCUCGCCUUCUGUUUGGUCACCGAAUCGAGAAACUCAAUGCUGAAAUGGAAGGAGAAAAAUCUGCAGGCAACUCGAACUGAACUCGAGUUUUGUUUUCAUUCCUCCUGUAGUUACACCUCAACACUCGUUGCAGGCGUGCAACAAACGACUUCUUCUACUCGAUCUUGGGCAGUCCAUCGAAAAUGGUGACAUGAGAAUUUUGAGCAUUCUAUCUCAAGUAGCAGUUAAAAUGGUCAUCAGAGGGAUUCCAAGUUAGACACUUAAAAUAUAGUACAGAAAGAAGAAAGAACCUAACAUGAAAAGGAAGAAUCUGACAAGAUGAGCCAAAAUUGACCGCCUGCUUCCAUGGAAACCAAAUAAGAAGGCCAUGGAAGAUUUGCAGGCAGGUCAUUUUUGGCUUACCCAAUAAGACCCGACCAUCCAUGGUAGAUCUUCUUCUUCUUCUUCUUCUCUUCCAAACUCAAUUAGUUGCAGAACAUACAGAUUUGCUACUCACACACAUAUAUAUAUGUAGUUGCAUUGCUGACAUUUUGAUAGAAUAUAUUCAAUUUUUUGGGUUGCAUGGUUGACUCAACCAGCUAGCUAGAAAUCUUGUUCUUACUGUUAUUCCUUUUUGUAAAGUCAACUGUAGUGGACGAUUUUGGUCCCUCAAUCAAUUCUGUUUUCUGACAGCUC